AUGAAAUAUAUACCAAAUCCUUUUGGAAUUUUACAAGAUUUUUUAGCUACAUCAUUUUACAGAUAUGGUGAAAUAAUAUCAUAUAAUCCUAAACCAUUUAUAAUAUGUCCUUUAUUAUUAACAAUAUUUUUAUCAUUUGGUUGUAUAUUUAUUGAGACACAAGAUGAUUUAAGAUUUCUUUAUUCACCUGAAAAUUCAUUAUCACGUUUUGAAUAUCAAAUACAUAAAGAAUUUUCUGGUGAUUCAACAAAUCAAAGUUAUAUUGCAAUUGCAAUAGAAUCAUCUGAAAAAAAUGGUAAUAUAUUAAUAAAUGAAACUAUAAAUGAAAUAAUGAAAUUUAAUCAAUUUGUAAAAAAAAAUUUAACAUUUAUUAUAGAAGAAAAUGAAUAUAGUAUGAAUAAAAGUUUUUGUCAUAAUUUAGAAAUAUGUUCAUUAGCUAAUUCACAAGUUGAAAUAUUUUUUAAUGUUAUGAAAUCAGAAAGAUUAAAAAAAGAUCCAAGAGUAAGAAUAGAAUUUCCAAUGUUACAUUUUUUUGAAAAUAAAAUAUUUUUACCAUCAAAUUUUUAUGGUAUUACUUUAGAUAAUAAUAAAAAUAUAAAAAAAAUUGAAAUGGUACAUUUGGUUUUUUUUGUUAGUUCUGUAGAUAAUUAUUCAUCUGAAAAAGUAUCAGUUGGUGUAGAGGCAUCAAUUAGAAAAUAUUUAAAAGAAAAUACAAAAAGAAUAAAAUAUUCAAUAUUUAGUUUAUCAAUAUUAAAAAAUGAAAUGCAAAAAAAUACAACAUAUACAUUUCCAUAUAUAUCAUUAACAGUAUUUUUAUUAUUAACAUUUACAGUUGGUUCUAGUAUGACUGGUGAUUGGAUAAGUAGUAAACCAAUAGAAGCAUUAUCUGGUAUAUUUGUAUCAUCAAUGGCAAUAAUAUCAUCAUGUGGUAUAUUAUUUUUUUUUGGUGUACCAUUUAUAAAUCAAGUAACUGUAAUGCCAUUUUUAGCAUUUACAAUAGGUGUUGAUGAUACAUAUGUUAUGUUAGGUGCAUGGCAAGAUACAAAAAGAAUAUUAUCACCAAAAAAAAGAAUGGCAUUAUCAUUAGAAGAAGCUGGUACAGCAAUAUCAGUAACAUCAUUAACAUCAAUAAUAUCAUUUGGUAUUGGAACAUUUAGUACAACACCAGCUAUAUCAAUAUUUUGUAAAUUUAUAGCAUUAGCUAUAUUUUUUGAUUGGUUUUAUCAAAUAACAUUAUUUGCUGGAAUAAUGGCAUUAGGUGGUAAAAGAGAAGGAGCUGGUUAUCAUUGUAUAUUAUUUUAUAAAAAAAUGUCAAAAAAUGAAAUAGAAAUAUCAAAAGCAAGUAAUUUUAUAUCACCAACACAUAAUUUUUUUGCAAACAAAUUAUCACCAUUUUUAUGUAAAAAAUCAGUUAGAAUAUUUUUUAUUAUUAUUUAUAUAAUAUAUAUAUAUUUAGCAUUUUAUGGUUGUAGUUUAUUAAAACCUGAUUUAACACCAUCACGUUUACUUGUUGAUGAUUCACCAUUAGCAUAUUAUUUAGAAAGUGCAGAAUCUAAAAUAUGGUCAGAAGGUGUUAUUGGUAGAGUAUAUGUAAAUAAUGCACCUGAUUUUAGUAAAGAACCAGAAAAAGAAAUAGAAUUUAUGAGAAUGGUUGAAGAUUUAGAAUCAACACCAUAUUCAAUAGGUAAAAAUUCAACACAAUUAUGGUUAAGAGAAUUUAUAAAUUAUAAACAAUAUUUUAUGGUAGAAAAUGAUAAAUUUUAUGAACAAUUAAAAAAUUUUUUAAAAGUAUCAUUUAAUUCACAAUGGGAAAUAUUUUUAAGAUGGGGAUAUAGUAAUAAUAAAUAUUUAGAAGAAGAAGAAGAAAAAAAAAAUAAAAUAUAUGUUAAAAAAUUUUUUUUUACAACAGCAUUUAAAAUAAAAGAUUGGAAUGUAAGAACAAAAUUAUUAUUACAAUGGAGAAAUAUAACAAGUCAUUAUCCACAAUUUCAAGCAUUAGUAUUUGAUGAAAAUAAUUUUUAUUCAGAUCAAAUGAUUGAAUUAAAAUCAACAACAUUAUCAUCACUUGGUACAGCUAUAUUUGCAAUGAUAUGUGUUUGUAUUUUAUUUAUUGGUAAUAGUUCUAUAGUCUUUUGGGUAGUAUUUAUUAUGAUCUCAAUGGAUAUUGGUACAGCAGGAUUUUUAUCAUUAUGGGGUGCUGAUCUUGAUCCAACAACAGUUGUUAAUAUAUUAAUGUCAAUAGGAUUAUGUAUUGAUUUUGCUACACAUGUUGGUUAUCGUAUAUAUAGAUCUCCUUUUAGGCAUCCAGAUAAAAGGAUAAGUGAUUCACUUGGAGCAAUAGGAUGGCCUGUUGUACAGGCAGGAACAUCAACAUUUUUAGCAAUAGUUGUUAUGAUGUUAGUUCCUUCAAAUGCAGUUAGAAUGUUUGCAAGAACUAAUAUUCUUGUUGUAUGUGUAGGAAUUUUUCAUGGUCUAUUUCUUUUACCUGUUAUUAUAAGAAGUUUUGUUUCAACAUUUGAUCAUAAAAUAGCAAUAUAUGAUGAAAAGGCGUUACAACAUGAAAUAUUAAAGCAAGGAGUAGAAUUGUCGUCAAUAGUCUCUCCUCAUAAUAAUAAUUUAACAAAACAUGAAUAA
Strongyloides ratti is the source of this 2634-nucleotide messenger RNA. RefSeq names its product Sterol-sensing domain and Patched family-containing protein. The record is from RefSeq and is a predicted model, not a curated record. Gene Ontology annotation, biological process: endocytosis; molting cycle, collagen and cuticulin-based cuticle. Gene Ontology annotation, cellular component: cytoplasmic vesicle membrane; plasma membrane. The coding region runs from base 1 to 2634 and encodes 877 amino acids. The transcript has 2 exons. NCBI's taxonomy places the organism in Eukaryota, Metazoa, Nematoda, Chromadorea, Rhabditida, Strongyloididae.